Messenger RNA from Lacerta agilis (Sand lizard), 885 nucleotides. Its product is annotated as ribosome-binding protein 1-like. The record is from RefSeq and is a predicted model, not a curated record. Lineage: Eukaryota; Metazoa; Chordata; Lepidosauria; Squamata; Lacertidae. The coding region runs from base 30 to 638 and encodes 202 amino acids. The transcript has 3 exons. Gene Ontology annotation, biological process: regulation of lipid metabolic process; triglyceride homeostasis.
UCGGUUUUUCCAUUGGCCAAGUCACAGCAAUGCUGACUUCCCUAUUCCUGAGUAUCUUGCUGCCUUGUGCAGCCAUGCCCGCCCCUAUCCUCACAGGCCCCCAGCAGCCGGCGGCUCCGCAGGAGGUAAACAUUCUUUUCUACGGGGUGCUGCAGUUCGGCAGCACGCUGAGUGACCUCUACGAGUCCACGGCGCGGAAGCUUGACAAGAUCAGACGCAGCUCCGACUUCUACGAGCAGGGCCUGGAGGUGCUGCGUCGCCAGACCCAAAGAGCCCAGCAGAAGCAGAGAGAGAUCAGAGAGAUUGUUGAGGGGCUGGAGGAUGAGAGCCUGGCAAGACGGCAGCAGGCUCACGGCAACAAGGAAGCGUUGCAGAAGAUGCUUGCGGGUCAGCAGGACCUAGUGCAACAAGUGAAGGCACUCGAAGGGAUGCUGGCUAUCGUGGAAGAGCGAGGCUUCCAAAAUAAGGGACGGGAAUUUUCCGCUUUGAAGGCACACAUGCAACAGCAGAAUCUCACCAUCUGGUCCCUGCUGAGAGCUACCCAACAGCAGCAGCAGCAAAUGGCUCAGCAGACAGAACAGCUGCUCUGGAUUCAAAGCCUAGCAAGGCAAGCGGUGCUUCUUGGGGACAUUUCUUAAACAAAGAUCAAGUUGGUGUGUUGCUGUGAUAAGUGCAGCUCCUGGCUCAAAGCUGCUGCCAUUUGCUAGUUGUGGUAACAGUCUUUCUGAUGCAGGGCACUCAUGCCAAGACCUCAGGCAUCAGCACCCUUACUAUAGUAAUGGGGACACAGGUGGUGCUGUGGUCUAAACCACUGAGCCUCUUGGGCUUGCCGAUCAGAAGGUCGAUGGUUCGAAUCCCUGCAAUGGAGUGAGCUCCCGUUGUUCU